GAUCGUACAAUUUUGUGCAACCGGUGCAGAGUUUUAGAAUUAAAUCAAGCUAACUGGGAUUCAGUAAUGAGUCUUAAUAUCCGCGAUUUAAAAUGGUUUAUGCAACGUCGUAAUAUAUCCUCUGUUGGUCUGAUUGAGAAAGAGCAAUUUGUAGAAGCAGUGCUUACAAGUUUAGGCAUUACCCCUCGCAGAAGAAAUGCUGGUGAAUAUGUGUCUUCAGAUUCAACAAAACGCAAAGUUAGACUUGAAGACUUGAUGUCAGAAGAAUCCAUUGAAAACCUCUCCGUUCGUCAAAUCAAAGAUCUUUUGGUUUGUAAUUUCGUCGACUUCACACAUUGUGUAGAAAAAGCUGAACUCAUUUCCAGAGCAAAACAGUUAUGGCGCAAUAACAAACAGCAACAAGCAUCAACAUUUGAAGCUCAAGAAAAACCAGAAUUCGGAAACUGUCAGAAUGUUGGAACAUCAAGUGAAAAAUCCCCACCUGAUAAAUGUCCAGUUGAUUUGAAUGAUGAAUGUGGGAUUUGUAUGGAAGCUCCAAUUAACUGUGUAUUUCUGGAAUGCGGUCAUUUAUUUUCGUGUGUUGAUUGCGGAAGAAAGCUGACUGAAUGCCCAAUAUGUAGGCAAAGAAUUGUCCGCAUUGUACGUACAUUCCGUGUCUAACAUUUUCAAACGAACCAUACUGUAAUAUAAUUAGUUGUAUGUACAACCUUUGGUGUGAACUUUAUAUCAAUUGUUUGUUUAGAAUUCAGUGAUAAAACAUUCAUAACCCA
Schistosoma turkestanicum is the source of this 770-nucleotide messenger RNA. The record is from the annotation of a GenBank genome assembly. Lineage: Eukaryota; Metazoa; Platyhelminthes; Trematoda; Strigeidida; Schistosomatidae.